This is a messenger RNA of Rangifer tarandus platyrhynchus (Svalbard reindeer), 387 nucleotides long. The record is from the annotation of a GenBank genome assembly. NCBI's taxonomy places the organism in Eukaryota, Metazoa, Chordata, Mammalia, Artiodactyla, Cervidae.
AUGUAUUUCCGCUUCCUUUCGGCCUCGUUGUAUUUGGUUGGACCAGCUUGUUGCGGGGAGGGCGGGGGAAGAUUGUUUGCAGCUGAGAUCCGCGCACGGGAAGGUAAACUGAGCUCCUCAGAGACUCUUAGCCAGCAGCCUCUGCUCAGGCCCAGCCUUCUCUCUCCAGUUGCCACCACAGCCUGGAGGCGCCUGCCUCCGCCCUCCCGAAUGGUGCUCCUCCUCGCAGGCCUCGGCCCAGGAUCCAGGCCCCCUUUGCCCCCCGCCUCGGAGCUAUUGCUCCGGGUUUCUCCUGGUGGACUCCCUGUGACGGGGAGGGAAGGACUUUUGCAUAUACAAAGCUAUAGCUCUUGGGACCCCACUGGCCACUUGAAUCUCCGCCUCUAA